AUGAUGGCUGCGGAUGCUGCGGAUGCUCUCUGCUGCAUCCUGCAUCCGCGCCGGUCCGCUCUCUUUCUUUUAACCAUCACCCUUUCGUCCCUCCUGGCCCCUGCGGCGGCACUGCUCGGUGUCCGGCCGGAAGAUACCCAGAGCGGAGAGUUGUCCGUGCAGGACGGCAUACUCAGGGCAACUGAAGGGACCCGCUUCAUACUGAGGGUUUACUACUCCGCAUCCCUAAAACACGAGCAGCCCAACAGCCGGAACAUCAGCGGAACAAGAGCCGAUGCUGCACCUGCCGCGCCGUGGAUCGCCUUCAUAGAGGAGCCGGGGGACCACGGCGGAGAUCCAGAGAGGACACUCCGGUCCAGAGACAACCCGUGUGAGGAGGAGAGUGCCCGGAGUUCCGACAUCGAGCUGCUGGGCUCUUUCAGGUCCACGUCAAGUCACAACUCCGUUUUGGUUGAACUGCUUGCCAAAGACCUGCGCAGAGAUGAGGUGAUUAAAUACUACUCCAUGUGCGCGUUCGAUGGAGUGAAAUGGGAGCACCUCAGCACCAAAGACUUUUGGUUGGCAGUGGUGGAGAGACCCCCCGAGGCAGAUGCCUGGCUCCAGGCAGGAGUCUCGGUGCUCUUGUUAGGACUCUCUGCUCUGUGCAGCGGUCUGAACAUCAGCAUGCUGUCCCUGGACCCCGUGGAGCUGCGGGUCCUGCAGAACAGUGGCACAGAGAAGGAGCAGAAAUACGCACGGAAAAUAGAGUCAGUGCGUAAACACGGAAACUACAUCCUUUGCACGGUGGUGCUGGGGAACGUGCUGACCAAUACAUGCUUUGUGGUGUGGAUGUGUCAGAUUUUAGGAAUGACAGCUCUCUCGACUGCUUCAUGCACUCUGGGAAUAUUCUUCAUUGGCGAGAUUUUACCUCAUUCGGUGGCGUCCAGACACAGCCUGGCCAUCGCAUCCAAGACUCUCUGUGCGACCCGUUUGCUGAUGCUGGUGUUUUUCCCCAUCGCCUACCCCGUGUCCAAGAUUCUGGACAUCAUGCUGCACCAAGAAAUCAGCAGCUUCUACACCAGGGAGAAGUUGGUGGCCAUGCUGAACGUCACGGACCCCUACCACGAUCUGGUGAAAGAGGAGCUCAACAUUAUCCAGGGAGCCCUGGAGCUCAGGACUAAGACGGUGGAGGACGUGCUGACCCCGCUGUCGGACUGCUACAUGCUGUCGUCGGACGCAUUGCUUGACUUCUGCACCAUGUCCGACGUGAUGCAGAGCGGCUUCACCCGGAUCCCGGUCUACGAGAACGAGAGGUCCAACAUCGUGGACAUACUGUUCGUCAAAGACCUGGCCUUCGUGGAUCCCGACGAUUGCACUCCUCUGAAAACAAUUACUCAGUUUUACAAGCAUCCCAUGCACUGUGUCUUCAGUGAUACUAAGCUGGAUGUGAUGCUGGAGGAAUUUAAGAGAGGCAAGUCUCACCUGGCUGUGGUGCAGAGAGUAAACAGCGAAGGCGAGGGAGACCCUUUCUAUGAAGUGAUGGGCAUCGUAACCCUGGAGGACGUUAUUGAGGAGAUCAUCAAGUCUGAGAUUGUGGAUGAAACUGACCUGUACACUGACAAUCGAAACAAGAGGCGAGUGUCCAACCAUGAAAGGAAGCAACAAGACUUCUCCAUCUUCAAAAUGGCAGAAAAUGAGCUGAAGGUGAAGAUCUCUCCCCAGCUGCUGCUCGCCACACACCGCUUCUUGGCUACAGAGGUGGAGCCUUUCAGGCUGUGUCACCUGUCAGACAAGAUCCUGCUGCGUCUUAUCAAACAUCCCAGCGUGGUGCAGGAUCUCAAAUUCAACCCCAAAAUCAAACAUGCUCCCCAACACUACCUCUAUCAGAGGAACAAACCAGUGGACUACUUCAUCCUGGUCCUGCAGCAUACAACUCAGACCACAUCCAUUAAAUUGGCUGUGAUCAUGUUGCAGGGACGGGUGGAGGUGGAGGUAGGAAAAGAAGCUCUUCGGUUUGAAAACGGAGCCUUUUCCUACUUUGGAAUGCCAGCACUCAUUCAACCCCUGCCCUAUGCUCACAGGUAUAGCUCCCGGGGCAGUGGCCUGAACCAGUCGGAUUCAUUACUGAGCGGAGGCAGCGUGGGUCAGCUCACAACGGGAGGAGGGCUCUAUUUGCCAGACUACUCAGUCCGACAACUAACAGACCUGCAGAUCAUCAAGAUCACCAGGAACCACUACCAGAAUGCAGUAACGGCCACCCGGAUGGACAGCUCCCCUCAAACACCAGAUGCUGUGGAUGCUGAGGCUAAAGGGAGACCUCCGGUCCCGGAGGCUCGCUCAAAAAGCAUCGCCUUUCCCCUCGUGAGCACACACACUCGGAUGGGGUUGGCCCGCCUUGCACACCUCCAUCCCCACGGUGGCCUUCGUAACACCUCCCAGCUCAACGAAAGAAACCGCAUCGUCCGCAGUAAAUCUGAUGGGCAGAGGAGUCCAAAUGACGCAGUGUUCCUUCGUAUGGAGGAGAUUCCCUACAUCCAAGAGGACCGGCCAGAAAGUUCUGGAGACAAUGAUGAGCCGUCCACCUCUCCCUUCAUUAGCUCUCUGUCUCUGUCCAGCUCAGAGGAGAACAUUGGAAAGAAGAUCUUGUAUAAAUUAAGUAACAAGAGGAGGAAAAAGUCUCGGAGUGAAGAAAAGAGUUUGGAGGAGGAAUCAGAGCAGUCGCCGGUGACCAGCUAG
Menidia menidia (Atlantic silverside) is the source of this 2715-nucleotide messenger RNA. NCBI's taxonomy places the organism in Eukaryota, Metazoa, Chordata, Actinopteri, Atheriniformes, Atherinopsidae. The record is from the annotation of a GenBank genome assembly.